Molecule: messenger RNA, 2203 nt
Organism: Xyrichtys novacula (pearly razorfish)
Lineage: Eukaryota; Metazoa; Chordata; Actinopteri; Labriformes; Labridae
Source: the annotation of a GenBank genome assembly
AUAAUAAACAUGAAAAUGGUCAAAUUUGCAAAUGUUUACAGCCUUUGUUCUCCAGAUGAAACAAAGACUGAAUGCAUCUUGAGGCGUCUCACUCAAAACAGGGAAGCAUUUUAGCAAGAGUGACGACUAUUUUUAGAGACACCACACACCGCACAUGUGCUUCUGACCAGAGAGCUGCUGCUGCACACUUAGCUUCAUUCUGUGGUCUCAGUUUUAACAUGUAAGGAAGUGAGACAAAUCUGUGGUAAGUCACUACUAGAUCUACGCAGACAUCAGGACAAAUGGGGUAAAAGGUAUUCAAUCAGGCUGCAUUUUAAGAGUCUACCUACAAAGUGUGUUGGUUCGUAACUUCUCUGGAUAUCCUGCGCAUUACUGCUUUGUCGUUGACCAUUCCUCACAUGUGCUGUUUUCUCAGAUUCCUCUCCAGCAGACGAUAAAGCUCUUAUCACACAGUCUUUGGAACAGAGGAGGAACUUUGACCUGGUUAGAAGGAAAACCUCCCUCACUUUGCCGUGUGGCCCAGGCACCAGAUCAUCUCACUACCUCCCACUCUUUACCAAACAGGAGCAAUCAGGAAAAAGCUGGAGUCUUUUUUUCUGCUUUUCAGCUUAAUAGAACAGGGUGAGAAAAGCUGAACUGAAAGGUAGGUUUCACUUCUUUGGUAACAUGCCCAGCAAACGCAGCAAUUUUCAUUUCAGGGUAAAGUUUAGAUGGUUGGUGUUUGUCCUUAAAAGCAUUUCUCCUCCCAAAUGUGUCACCCAUGCAGUCUCAUUCAGUGUUGUUAUUGCAAAUUCAUUUUGCUUAAAUCCUCUGUCUGAUCAGGUUCGUCACCAUGAACCGAGCCUGGGCUGCAUUCAAAGCUCACCCGUACAUCAGUAACGUCCUGGGAUACACAACACUGUUUGCCUCCGCUGACCUCAUACAGCAGAGUGUGCUGGGAGGCAAACAAUCCACAGCCCAGGACUCAGCCACCAUCGACUGGUCUCAGACAGCUCGGGUGGCAACUGUUGGCUUCUGUUUCCAUGCCAACUUCAACUACCACUGGCUAAGAGGGCUGGAGAGGAUGUUGCCGGGAGGUGGAGUAAAAGCAGUGGCAGGGAAAGUUGUGGUAGAUCAGCUGAUUGCAGCUCCUCUCACCAUCAGUGCGUUCUAUAUCGGUAAGAUGGAAUCAAAACGCAUUUAGAUAAUUUGUUGUUCCUUUAUAUUUCUAUGUUCUAUGCAUCAUUUUAAAAAUCAAGUCUCAGUUAUGCAUCAGUGAUAAGAAACCUUUCAUCUUUUUUUGCCAAAACACAUUUAAACACAUUCAAAAAACCUCCGUACAGAAAGUUGUUUGGUGUUUGUGUGAUGUUAAAUCUUUUGGCACAUGUUUGAUUUAGACGGCUCUGUUUUUCAGGUUUGAGUUUGCUAGAAAAGCAAGAUGACCCACUUGAAGUCUGGAGACAGAAAUUUUGGACUUCUUACAAGGUACCAUUCAGUUAACCCACCAUCUUAUUGGUUGGUUUUGACCUUUGUCUUAAAUCAGCUGUAAAUUACACUUAAAACAAUUCUCUAUCAUCCAAUUUGGUGGUUAAGAAAAAAGAGAUCUGUAAAUCACAUCGUUUGUCUCUUUUUUAGGCUGGAGUGGUGUUUUGGUCAACAAUGCAGGUGAAAUACUCUUUGAUUAUUUGAUAUUUCACUUAACCAUAAGGCUGCACUCACAACCUCUAAGACACAUAGAAUUACUGUUUUUUCAUGUUGUUCUCCAUCAUCAGGCAGUGAACUUUGCGCUGGUCCCACCUGUGGCGCGAACAACUUUUCUUGGAGGUAUUGCUCUGGCUUUCACCAUCUUCCUGUGUCACCUCAGGCAGCAGCCUGACCAAAAGCUCAAGUAAACCCGAGAUCCUUCACCCCAUGAUGCAAGUUUCUCUGAGGAAAGACUUUUUCUUUGAGGAAUAUUUGACAAUGCCAGAUAGUUACAUCAAAUAAAAGAGCGGAAUAUUGUUGCUGAGUCUCUGGGUUUACUGAGGAAACAUGUAACAAUGAAAAGUUGACUGAGUUCAACCCUACAGCCACAUGUUCAUGGAAGUAUUUUCUCAGCGAUGAACAGAGCUGUGUGUGUUUUUUUAACUGCUACACUGUCUCACAAUGUCACAUAAGGGAAUAUUUUUGUUGAUGAUGCCAUAAAUUUUGUAACAAACAAAUACAAAUAAACUGUGUUUUCAUA